AUGGCCUCUCAGUCCUCCAGCGUCGACGAAAUAAUCGACACCACCCAGCAUGCGGACACGGACUCCGAAAACUCGGAUGACCAUGAAGAGAUAGACGACACGGCAGCGCCAUCCACAUCGCAAAAGGGCAAGAAGAAGAAGAAGAAAAAGUCCAAGGCCGCUAAAGCGCUUGCUGCCCUGCGGGGCCGUUCAGAAAUCCCCCAGGAACUUGUUGAUAAGGUGGUCGACAAGAUGAAGGAGGACAGCUCUAUCAAUCAGCAAGUGGAUGAAGACACGGUGCGCCAGGCCCUUGAGCAGAUGAAGAUUAUGGACGUUGCGAAAGGGAAAGCUGGGUUCGGGGGCAUCAACAAGAAGGAUAUGGGAGCACACAAGUUCUGGGCCACGCAACCGGUUCCGCAGCUUGACGAAGGCCCCCCGGUCGAUGACGGUUACAUUGAACCAUCUGUGCCUCGAGAUCAAGUACGACAAGAGGCAUACCCGCUUCCCAACGACUUUGAAUGGUCCACUUUGGAUAUAAACGAUCCAAAGCAGAACAAGGAAGUCUAUGACCUGCUAUCUCUCAACUAUGUGGAAGACGACGAAGCCUCGUUCCGCUUCCAAUAUAGCUCCGAGUUUCUGCAAUGGGCUCUCAAGCCUCCUGGAUACUACAAGGAAUGGCACGUUGGAGUGCGAGUUUCCUCGAACCAAAAGCUUGUUGCCUUCAUCUCUGGAGUGCCGAUAACCAUACGAGUCCGCAACAAGGUUUUUGCUGCUGCAGAGAUCAACUAUCUUUGUAUCCACAAGAAACUCCGGUCAAAACGACUUGCGCCAGUUUUGAUCAAGGAGGUGACUAGACAGGUCCACCUUCAGGGCAUAUUCCAGGCCAUCUACACCGCGGGUGUUGUCAUCCCCACUCCAAUUUCAACAUGUCGUUACAAUCAUCGACCUCUGAAUGUUCCAAAGCUACUCGAAGUUGGCUUCACGUUUGUGCCACGUAAUUCGACCGCAGCUCGAAUGAUUCGCAUGAAUAAAGUUCCCGACAAGCCUACUUUAAAGGUCCGGCCGAUUGAGGAACGAGAUAUCGUGGCAGUCGCAGACCUUUUCGCGAGGUACAUGCGGCGGUUUGACAUGGUGCCUGUGAUGAGCAUCGAAGAUGUGAAACACCAAUUCCUCAGUGGAGAAGGCACCGGGAAAAUUGGUGAUGGUGGGCCAGGUAAAAGGGUGGGCCAGGUUACGUGGACCUACGUCGUCGAGGAUCCCGAAACUAACAAGGUCACCGACUUCUUCUCGUUCUACUGUCUACCGUCCACCAUCAUAAACAAUGUCAAGUAUGGGACGCUCGAAGCAGGCUACCUUUACUACUAUGCUACGGAAGUCGCAUUUCAACCUGACGCAGACGAGAACGGGCAGCUGAAGGCGCGGCUUCAAACGCUCAUCGGGGAUGCAUUAGUCAUCGCCAACCAGGCCAAACUAGACGUCUUCAACGCGCUGACAUUGAUGGACAACGUAUCCUUCCUUCAAGACCACAAGUUUGGAGUUGGCGAUGGGUUUUUGAACUUUUACUUAUAUAAUUGGCGGACGGCCAAGCUUGCUGGAGUUACCAGCGAGGGUGGCGUUCCAGCUGGUAGGGGUGUUGGUGUAGUCAUGUUGUAA
Molecule: messenger RNA, 1632 nt
Organism: Mycena indigotica
Lineage: Eukaryota; Fungi; Basidiomycota; Agaricomycetes; Agaricales; Mycenaceae
Product: Glycylpeptide N-tetradecanoyltransferase
Exons: 8
Coding region: 1-1632 (543 amino acids)
Biological process (GO): N-terminal peptidyl-glycine N-myristoylation
Cellular component (GO): cytoplasm
Molecular function (GO): glycylpeptide N-tetradecanoyltransferase activity
Source: RefSeq, a predicted model, not a curated record